AAAGGUUAUUAACAAUGCCUUAAACUCUUGAAAAACCUUCUCUAUAAAAGCAGUAGCUACCUGCCCACCACCUCAAAAUAUCAACUCUCUCUCUCACUUUCACAACUCUCCCUUUCUAUUUCUCUCUCUAGAAAAAUAUCAUCAUCUAUCAAUUAUAUAGAGUACUUAUUUAGAUUCAUUUCAUAAAAAUGGAGAAAAGAGAAAGUAGUGGUGGGUCUGGAUCAGGAGAUGCAGAGGUGAGAAAAGGGCCAUGGACGAUGGAAGAAGAUUUGAUUCUCAUCAAUUAUAUCGCCAAUCAUGGUGAAGGUGUUUGGAACUCUCUCGCCAAAUCUGCAGGACUAAAACGCACCGGGAAAAGUUGCCGGCUCCGGUGGCUGAACUACCUCCGACCUGAUGUGCGACGGGGAAAUAUCACACCAGAAGAACAGCUCACCAUCAUGGAACUUCAUGCAAAAUGGGGAAAUAGGUGGUCAAAAAUUGCAAAGCAUUUACCAGGAAGAACCGACAAUGAGAUAAAGAAUUUUUGGAGGACUAAGAUCCAGAAAUACAUCAUCAAGAGCGGAGAAACGACGACCGUUGGAUCACAAAGCUCCGAGUUUAUAAACCAUCAUGCGACAACGAGCCAUGUCAUGAAUGAUACUCAAGAAACCAUGGAUAUGUAUUCUCCAACGACGUCGUAUCAACAUGCCAGCAAUAUUAAUCAGCAGCUUAAUUAUGGUAAUUAUGUGCCUGAAUCCGGUUCGAUCAUGAUGCCAUUAUCUGUUGAUCAAUCCGAACAAAACUAUUGGAGCGUCGAUGAUCUUUGGCCCAUGAAUAUAUAUAAUGGUAAUUAAUAAAUAAGUUCGUUAAAACUUAUAUAUAUUUACGGUCCAAAGAGGGUUCUAUAUAAACAGAGUACUGUAUGGGAUUGCCUCAUUGUUUAGAGGUAGGUACUUAAUAUAAGGUUGGAGAUCUUAGAUGUAUUAAUAAAUAACUCGUAUUUACUAGAUAGC
Messenger RNA from Arabidopsis thaliana (thale cress), 992 nucleotides. RefSeq names its product myb domain protein 24 (gene MYB24). Bases 189 to 833 code for a protein of 214 amino acids. Gene Ontology annotation, molecular function: sequence-specific DNA binding; DNA-binding transcription factor activity; promoter-specific chromatin binding. Gene Ontology annotation, biological process: jasmonic acid mediated signaling pathway; gibberellic acid mediated signaling pathway; stamen filament development. NCBI's taxonomy places the organism in Eukaryota, Viridiplantae, Streptophyta, Magnoliopsida, Brassicales, Brassicaceae. The transcript is spliced from 3 exons. Gene Ontology annotation, cellular component: nucleus. The record is from RefSeq and is marked reviewed.